UUUUUUGGCCACCCAGAUUGGCCACUUUUUGGGGGGAUUUCAGUUAUGGAGAAUGGAGAGAAUUAGAGCUUGGGACAGAGACAUCUGAUUUGUCUGUGUAGAGUGGAACUAAAGAGAAGCAAGGUACUAGUGUUGGACGAAGUGACAUCAUCGGUGGACGCGAAAACGGACAACAUGAUUCAGGAAGCGAUGAGGGAGGGCGGAGGGUUUGCUGGUUCAACGGUGAUCGUGGUGGCCCACCGCAUUACGUCCAUUAUCGACAGUGAUGUGGUGCUCGUUUUGGGCCACGGAGUCGUCAUGGAACGUGGUUCUCCUCUCACUCUGCUUCAGAAUAGGGCCUCUUCUUUUGCAAAGCUUGUUGCUCAAUACACAACUUGCCAAGCGAGGAGUGCCAAAAGGGUAAACUCAAGCUCGAUUUCUGGAAGGGCCUCCUCUACUUCUAUGGAGGUUUUAUGGGUAAAUGGACAUCCCAACUUUCCAAUUCCUGAGAUUGUUAGACAAUCUUUCUUAGGAGGUGGUGACGGAGGCAUGACCAAGCACCGUUUUGUCAUCCCUCAGAAUUAUGAAAUGGCGGCCAUAAAGGAAAUGUUGGACGAAAAUUCAUUAGGGAGUCACGCCUUCUUCCUAAAAAGUAAACUUCUGGUUGGAUCACGGAGCAGCUUUACUCCGGAACAUUGCAAGGACGAACCUGACAACAACAACAACAACAACAUUCCCUCCGGUGCAAUUCCAACGUCCCCACCCCCAGAGUUAUCAUCAGCCAACUUUGACCAUAUCAUCCAGCGCUACUCCAUUGACCCCAAUUCUAGCGUUGCACGGGUCAUUAAGGUGAUGCUGGAAAGAUGUGAGAAGAAGAAGAAUCUGAUCAACGGGAAAUUCCAGGCUUGCGUGACCUCUUUGCAGGCAAUGGCGUCUCUCGUCGCGGAGAGUUUGAGGGAGGGCAACCCCAAUCUGAUCACUGGGAUUUCCCUCCCGGGGUUACAGGGUGCGCCAAAAGGGAGCUACGAAUUCCAGGGCUUCAGUGCCCUUAACGACGACAGGUUUUUGCUAUGUCACAAGCUUACGGUCCCCUUUGGGGCAUUCUUCUGCCACCAACCCAGCAACUCGACGGCCUAUUCGAUCACCCUCUAUGGAGUUGAUAGUGGGGUGCAUUACGAUGCCCUGGCCGCAUGUCAUAGUAGCACCGGUCGUUGGAACCCAGAUUACGUUGCGUUUCGAGUUCUUGGGGUGAAGCCAGGAGUUCCUGUUUGUCAUCUCCUCCAAGCCCAUGAUGCAAUCUGGUUCAGCAAUGGAGGGUGAAAGCUAAGAAUUAUGUGCAUUAUUGUUGUGAUAGAUGGAGCUAGUUAGUGCAUAAUAUAGCUUUCCUUGAUUU
Molecule: messenger RNA, 1372 nt
Organism: Cuscuta campestris
Lineage: Eukaryota; Viridiplantae; Streptophyta; Magnoliopsida; Solanales; Convolvulaceae
Source: the annotation of a GenBank genome assembly